AUGGUGGGGGUCCUGACCAUGGCGGCGGCUGCAGCACCACCUCCGGUGAAAGACUAUGAGAUUGAGCCAUGCAAAAAGCGAAGAAAAGAUGAUGACAGCUCUUCCUGCGAAACAAUUACCAAAUAUUUAUCACCAAUAGGGAAGACUGGAGACAAGGUUUUCUCCCCACCAAAACCCAGUAAUAUUCUACAUUAUUUUAGAAAGACCUCACCUACAACCGAGAAGCUACAAUCGACAAAGGAGAGCAAGAGAAAGCCAUCUCCCCCAUUGCUUGGUGACAACAAAGACUGUAAGACAUCGUUGAAAGUGUUCUCGAAUAGAGAAUCUAAGAGGAAAAGAAAGAGAGUUAAUUUAUCCCCUCAACUGAAUGAUAAUAAAAUUGAGAAUGAGUCUCCAGUUGGAAUUAGUAAUAAUAGUAAGGAAGACUGUGAUUUAAGUGAUUUUGUGGAAAACAGCACUUCUGUUUUUUUUAACAAGAAACAUGUGGAGGUUCUUGCAGAAAGUAUUCAAGACAGCAGAAACCAGUCAAAUACUUUGACCUCCAAAAAGAACUCCAAAAGGAAAGUAAAUCCUAAACAAGGCACCACAAAAAAUGAUGGCAAGAGAUUGAGGAAAAGGAAGCAUAGCAAGGUAAGGAAUCAGUCUGAAAGUGUGCCCUUAGCAGGUGAAGUUAGUCUGUCUACGGAAGGAGGCAAAGACAGCAAGACUAAACCAUCCCUAACUGAUGAAAAUGAGAGCACUGCGCAUCAUGUAGACUCCAGGGCUCAUGGAACCAAAAUAGCUGAUUUAAAUGAGAGUACGAUUACUGUCUCCUAUGAGGAAUUCUUAAAAAGUCACAAGGCAGCUAAAGUGGAAGAGAUACCUGACCAUGCAGUGCCAGCCUGUGUUCCUUCUGGGCCUGGUGAAGCAGUCAAAAGUGGUUCUGAAGGUGAAUCAGAAAGCCGUGAACCAUCUCCACAGCUACACCUUAAGACAGUUACUGUUCUUGCACAAGUUCAUCCCACUCCCCCUAAGAAGAAAGGGAAAAUACCCCCAAUUUUCUUGAAACAGAAACAGCUUGAGCUGGAAAAUAGUCUCUCUGAUCCAGAAAAUGAGCAGACAGUUCAGAAAAGGAAAUCUAAUGUUGUGAUCCAGGAGGGCCAAUUAGAACUGGCUGUGCUGGAAGCCUGGAGCUCUGAGGCUUCAGUACCAAAGUGCAGUAUGGAAGAAAGACAGCAAUUCAUGAGAGCAUUCAGGCAGCCACCAUCAGAAACGCCCAAAAAUGGACUCAAGAAACCUCUGGAGAAGCAGAAAGACCUAAGUGAAAAAUCUGUCCAUGAAGGAGAUAGCAGUUCUGAAAAAAUCAUAGAAAAUUUUAAUAUUCAAAGAGUUUCAAAUCAAGGCUGUUUACAGGCACAUGCUGAUAGAGGAAAUUUUCCUAAGGAGAAAAGUAAAAAGCCAAAUAAAAAGGGUAAGAAAACUAGGACUACUGCAGGUGGAAACAGAGAAGAAAACAUACAAAAGGAAAAGGAAAAAACAGCCUUUUCCUUAAAAGAUGAACAAGAUCAAAAAAGCCUACGAAGGAGUGUAAGACAGAAAUCAGAAGUUUUCAAAAGCAAUGCAUUACUUAACAGUGAAAAUCUUGUUUGUGAGGAUAUGGCACAUGAUUCUGUAAAAAUGUUUCUGUGUGAUAGAAAUAAAUCAAGAAGAGGCAGCACACCAACCAGGGAUGUGGUUACACAUUGCAAAGCUGAGCCUGGAAGCAGUCUGGUGGAUGUCUCUACACCCAAACCAACCAGGAGAUCUCUGAGAGGUAGCAGCACACCUGCCACAAUCACUCUGGGAGGUACUGAGUCUGAGGAUGCCCAGGAUACUAGUCCAGUGAAGGCUUCCACUCCAAAAGCAGCCAGAAGAAUAUCAGAAAAGCACAGCCUGUAUACAGCAGAAUUAAUAAUAAUAUCCUCUGAUUCUGAGAGCCCCAUUAGAAUGAAAUUCACUAGAAUUAGUACUCCCCAAAAAUCCAAGAAAAGUUCUAAGAAAUCUGAAACAACUGAGGAAGAGCUCACUUCUCAGAAGAAAAAGGCAAACAGUACUUCAAAAAAUAUAUCAAAAGCAAACCAACUGAUUGAGAAAGCAAAAGCAUUCCAAGUCAGUGCAUCAAAGGCUGAAGAGACAGUGGUGCCCUUGAGGCGGUCCUCUAGGCACCAGACACGUCCAGAAAAGGAGAAGUCACCAGAAACAGAUGACUCUGUAAUACUAAUAGAUUCAAGUCCAAUUUCUGUAAGACAACCAGAGAAAAAUCAGAAGAAACUUCAGAGUUUGAAUGAUGUACUAGGAAAAAAACUUAACAAGUCUUCUAAAAAUGUCUCUGGAAAAAUGAAAAUUGCUCCUUUAUUUCUUGCCAAAAAGACUAAAAGAACAGCCAUUCCUGUCUUUGAUGUGGAUGAAAGCAGUCAAGAUUCAUCUGAACAAACUCAGAAUUGUGAUGUACAAUUUAAAGCAAAGCGUGAUUUUCUAAUGAGUGGUUUGCCAGAUUUACUGAAACGACAGAUUGCGAAGAAAGCUGCUGCAUUAGAUGUAUACAAUGCAGUGAGUACCAGUUUCCAGAGGGUCGUUCAUGUGCAACAGAAGGAUGAUGAAUAUUGGCUAUGGCAUUUGAAGCCACCUUCUUGUCCUCUGUUAACUGAAUUUAAGGAAUUAAAUACUAAAGUAACAGAUCUCUCAGAAUGUGUUGUUGCUUUUGGUGAAUUUUCAACUUUGAAUCCAAAUCCAAGAAGUAAUCCUGCUGUUGUGAUGAUGACAACAAGGAAUGAUUUUACUAAAGAAGUAAGAAAUCUUUUGCUGGAGGAAAUAAAGAGGUCAAAUCCAGAAUUUUCUUUGGGAAAAUAUUUUCCCUUGCUUCUAAAAAAACGAGUUGAACACCAGGUACUUUUUGAGGGUCAUGGUAAACAAGCAAGUCCACAACUACAGCCUGAUGUCAGUCAAGAAGAAACCAACAGGAAACAAGUGGAAAUAGGAAAUCAGAAGUCAAAAAGAAAGAGACCAAAUGAAUAUUCAGUGAGCCCAGAAAAGAUAAAGAGAAAGUCAAAAGACCUUGACAAAAGAAUCAGCUCGUCUUGUAUGAAUCUAGAUCCUUCCAAAGAUUCUGGAACUGAAGAUAUGCUUUGGACAGAAAAGUACCAGCCUCAGAAUUCAAAUGAACUCAUAGGCAAUGAGUUAGCUGUCAAAAAGCUACAUAGUUGGUUGAAGGACUGGAAAAGAAGAGCUGAACUGGAAGAGAGACAGAAUUUGAAAGGAAGGAGAGAUGAAAAAGAAGGUAUUUUGAAUUUGUCGGAUAGCAUGGACUUUAAAGGCAGCUCCGAUGAUGAAGAGUACCGCCUUUGCAACACUGUUCUUAUAACAGGACCAACGGGAGUGGGGAAAACAGCUGCUGUCUAUGCUUGUGCGCAGGAGCUCGGAUUUAAGAUAUUUGAAGUGAAUGCCUCUUCUCAGCGAAGUGGUAGGCAAAUCCUGUCUCAGCUGAAGGAAGCUACCCAGUCUCAUCAAGUAGAUAAGCAAGGUGUAAACUCACAAAAACCCUGUUUCUUUAAUAACUACAACAUUGGCAAGUCACCAAAAAAGUUAAACUCCCCUGGGAAAGUUGUUACAUCACCAAGGAAGCUUCCUCCAUCAUCACCAAAGACAAGUGGGCAGAAGCGAGCACUUCUCCCUAAAACUUUGGCAAAUUACUUUAAAGUGUCCUCCAAAUCCAAAAAUAAUGAAGACAUAGGAGCACGCGUGGGAAAUGAUAAAGGAGUCAAAAAUUCUUCUUUGGAACAGAGGCAAAUUAUUCAGAGUAAAUCAACAAGUGCAAAUAAUUCAAUUAUUAAAGAUGUUGGAGCUGAAGAAUCCAACAGAAAGAAGGCCACAUCACUCAUUCUCUUUGAGGAGGUCGAUGUCAUUCUUGAAGAAGAUGCUGGGUUUUUGAAUGCAGUCAAAACAUUCAUGGCAACAACUAAACGACCAGUAAUUCUCACUACAAGUGAUCCUACAUUUGGUCUAGUGUUUGAUGGCUGCUUUGAAGAAAUCAAUUUCAAUAUUCCUUCCCUGCUAAAUGUUGCCAGCUAUCUACAAGUGAUCUGUCUAGUUGAGAAUUUCAGAACUGACUUUAAAGACUUUGUAACCUUGUUGACUGCAAAUGCUUGUGACAUCAGAAAGAGUAUCCUUUACUUACAGUUUUGGAUUAGAAGUGGAGGUGGAAUUUUAGAAGAAAGGCCAUUAUCAUAUUGUCGAGAAAAUAGCAGAAGUACACUGUUUUUUUCUGAAGAUGGCUGUGAUGUGAACAUUAACUCUAAAAACACCAAAAGGAACCGUGUGGCCCUCCCCAGAUGUGACACCGGCUGUUCAGAGGCUUUCUUUGGACUCAAGAACAUUGCCUCCCCAUCCCAAGACUUACUUUCCUUGUUAAAGCACAAGGUCACAACAAAGGAAGAGUGGCAGAAACUCAUUCAUCUUCUCACCGAAUUCCACAUGCAAAAUAUAGAUCUGUUACACAGUAAUCUUGAGUUCAUCCUGCCACUGCCAGUUAACAUGAUGCCAGAUGUAAGAGGUGCUUAUGGCUUCCCAGGGACUACACUGGCCAGUGCACCAGCAAGCAUGAAGCAUCUUGCCAGGAAGCUGUCAGAAGACCAGACAUUGAGAAAAUCACAGAAAAGGAAACGGAAAAAGAUGGUGACCCUAGAUGACAGUGACCUGUUUGACACUGGCCUCGACUUUUCUGGUGAACUACCUAGCUUAUCUCCUGCACCUUCCUCAUCUGUAGAAGACAACUUAAGCAGAGACAGAGGUGGCAACCCAGAGAUAAAGACACAGAACAAAGGUUUCAAGCCUCACUCUGUACCUCAGCCUCCUAAGACACUAGCAGAGAAGAAGUGUUGCAUGCUCGUUUCCCACUGUUUAAAUUCUCUCAGUGAGUUCAUGGAGAACACGUCCUUCAUAGAUGCCCUUUUAGCAGAUCCAGGGGAACAGAAUGAAUUUGGUAAAAGUGCCUUUCACUGGACAAAUGGAAAGGUUAAAAGUGGACUUUUUGAUGAGUUUAGUCUUGAGACUAGAGAUGGGUGGGCUCCUCGGAGCUCUGAAGAAUUAAAAGCCACUGCAGAAGCACUCAGCUUCACUAAAUGUUCUUCUACCAUUUCAAAAGCACUAGAGUCCUUGAAUUCAUGCAAGCAAUUAGGAAGAGACCCAACCAAUGAACUCACUUUCUGUGUUUCACAAAGGUACCAUGAUGUAUGCUUCCGCCAAUCAGCAGCUAAUCUACACAAUGCUAACAAGAGGAUGGCAGUCAUUCAGAGUGUGUUUUCUAGCCGCUCUUUCCUGACCCUGGGUAAUAAGCAAGCUAGUAUAACUGACUACCUGCCAACUCUUCGGAACAUUUGUCGGACAGAAAAGCUAAAAGAACAAGAGAAAAAUAAAAGAAGGUUUCUCCACUAUUUUGAAGGGAUUCAUCUAGAUAUUCCUGAAGAAACUGUAACUACUUUGGCAGCUGACUUCCCUUGAUGCUCCCCAUCAUCAGCCUUGUACAGACUGUGUGGUCCUGAUGACACACUUGAGAGUUUGUGACUUUAAAGAAGAGCUUAUUUCUCUUCAUGUAAAUUUU
Arvicanthis niloticus (Nile rat) is the source of this 5614-nucleotide messenger RNA. The record is from RefSeq and is a predicted model, not a curated record. Lineage: Eukaryota; Metazoa; Chordata; Mammalia; Rodentia; Muridae.